This is a messenger RNA of Betta splendens (Siamese fighting fish), 1853 nucleotides long. Its product is annotated as platelet-derived growth factor subunit A-like. Gene Ontology annotation, biological process: positive regulation of cell population proliferation; positive regulation of MAP kinase activity; positive regulation of phosphatidylinositol 3-kinase/protein kinase B signal transduction. NCBI's taxonomy places the organism in Eukaryota, Metazoa, Chordata, Actinopteri, Anabantiformes, Osphronemidae. Gene Ontology annotation, molecular function: platelet-derived growth factor receptor binding; growth factor activity. The transcript has 6 exons. The record is from RefSeq and is a predicted model, not a curated record. Bases 822 to 1418 code for a protein of 198 amino acids. Gene Ontology annotation, cellular component: membrane.
ACAAGAUAAGAUAAGAUUUUAUUAAUCCCACGAUGGGGAAUUCUUUUGUUUUACAGCAGCAAAGACACAUAGAAGACAACAGUCAAAACAGGAUGGAACAGAGGAGACAGCAGCGUUGACCAGAAUGCAGUCAGCUACAUUCACAGUGAAGCACAAUGUUAGUUAUUUCAGUCAAAUCAGGUCGCAAGAAGCUGUUGGUGUCUAAUGUUCCUUCGACCAAAGCGCGUUCACAGCUCGGUGACGCGCGCAGCUCCAGCCGCUCACUGAACGCGUCCGCACUCCAUUCAUCCGUCAUCAGACGACCGCUGGGGACGUCACACUCCUCCGAUGAAGCCGCUCUUCUCGCUCCGUUCCACUUCUUUCAAGUUCCCAUUUUAAGCAAGAAAACGUCGUUUCAUUUUUUUCAUUUUAAAUUACAGGAUUUACCACUUUUUGGUGAUGUCCUCACAAAGUGGCCGAAUGCUGCAGAUGCAGAACGCAUAAACAGUUCGCAUGAACGGAUCAGCAUCAGGACGUGACGGACGUUGGACGUGUGAAGGUGAAGGUUCCAUUGGACACCUGUUUGGUUCGGACCCAGGAUUCAGCGUGGCCUCGGUUCGACGCGCAGUGGGUCGCGUUUAUGUCGUUCCUGAAAGCACGCAGUCUCUGAAGCUUUAGAAUGAACGAAGCGUGAGCCUUUGCAGCUCAGACCCAGCUCCCGUCUCGGCUUUCGUGGACGCUGCGGUGGUCGCCUUCUACUGAGGGAUGUUUGUGGGCGCCACCGUGCAGCUGCUGCAGACGUUCGCCUCGUCCCGGAGCCCGAGCUGCGGAUCUGAGGGGAGAUGAGAGCCGCCGUCUACCACCUCCUCGCCGGCUGCAUCCUCCUCCUACGCACCGCUGCUGAGGAGUCUCCUCUCCCACGGGAGCUUCUGGAGCGGCUCUCCCGCAGCGACAUCCGCAGCAUCAGCGACCUCCAGCGGCUGCUAGAGUUAGACUCCGUAGAGAACGAGGUGAUCGAUGAGACCAAACACAGCUUCCACAAGGACUUCUCUCACAGCUUCCCCGACCUGAAAAGACACGGACACACACGACACAAGAGGAGCACUGUGGUGGAGGAGGCUUUGCCAGCUGUCUGUAAGGUGCGGACCACCAUCUAUGAAAUCCCCAGGAGCCAGGUGGACCCCACUUCGGCCAACUUCCUCAUCUGGCCGCCCUGCGUGGAGGUGAAGCGCUGCACCGGCUGCUGCAACACCAGCAACAUGAGGUGCCAGGCGGCGCGCAAGCACCACCGCACUGUGAAGGUGGCGAAGGUGGAGUACGUGCGGCGGCGGCCCAAGCUGAGGGAGGUGCAGGUGAAGCUGGAGGAUCACCUGGAGUGCACGUGCACCAACAAACAGCACGUCGGCCCCCACGCAGACGCACACAACGGCAUCAGGUGAAACGAGAAGCACAGAUGGACAGAGGACAGAAGCAGAACACAGACGAACCUCCAGCCUCAUUCAGCGACUGUGAAAGGACUGAAGAACAUUUGGACAUUGACAAAUGGAGAGAAACUGAGUCUGAUGGAGCUGCAAGAACAGAAACAGAACCACAAACAGGUGGUUUCCUCGCUGUGACUCCACCAUGAAGGAAACAACACAGUCAGAUGAAGUGAGGAGGAUUCUGGGAGGGCGUCAUCCUCAGUGUGGAGGAUUAUGAACCCGGUGGACGGGGAUUAGGUUUUUAUACUCCAAUCUUUACCGAACACAAGCGUAUAUCCUCUUAUUUUUAUAACCUCGUUUUCUACAUCUGGUAUUUUAUCCACGUAAAGAACAGGGGGAGCGAAAUCCUCCUGACAUGUUAGUGAUACUAAUAAACUAUUUAUAUAAAACAAA